Ictalurus punctatus (channel catfish) is the source of this 3174-nucleotide messenger RNA. Its product is annotated as pleckstrin homology-like domain family B member 3. The coding region runs from base 364 to 2247 and encodes 627 amino acids. Lineage: Eukaryota; Metazoa; Chordata; Actinopteri; Siluriformes; Ictaluridae. The transcript has 15 exons. The record is from RefSeq and is a predicted model, not a curated record.
GUGUUUAGGAUUAAACCAGGUCAGCACUGACACUCCGGUGCGCUCGCGCUCUCACUGCCGUGAACGAAAGUAAACCCCCACGCGCGCAGUCUGUGUGUGUGCGCGUGCGCGCGAGCUUGGAACCGCACUGACCCUCGCGCGCGCCGGAACACCGACAUAUGUUCAUUUGAAAGUUUCUCAUGAAUCAGGACUGAGUUUACUGAGGACCUUUGCUCCAGCUCGAGCGGAAGAUUGAACCGGAAGUGUGGAACAGGUGAUUACAGGGCACAGGGCAGAGCGAUACACACAUUCCUGUAGGCUGAGACAGUUGGGAAGUUGACGGGUUCAACAGGUCCGGGGAGCUUCACAAACUCAGAAGACACAAUGGACACACAGAAGAGCCAAUGGGAGCGGGGCAGGACUCCACCCUGGCUGGCCCGGCGAGCUGAUGGUAGGAGCGCCGCCUCCUCAGGGGCGGAGUCAGACUCAGAGGGCAGCAGCACUGAAAGCGAGAGGUUGAGUACUGAUAUGCAUCCUGUCACCUGUCCGAGAACGAGGGGCGGAGCUGUUCUUCGUCCUCCUCAUCCUCAGUCUCUGACCAGACGAACGGGUGUCAACUCCAAGGCUCUGACCGCACAGCGGCGAAUCACAGAGCUCGAUCAGCAGAAGGAGGAGCUAAAGAUAGAGCUGCACUUGGAGAUUGCACUGCUACAGGGUGAGCUGCAGACAGAGAGAGAGCAACUGCGCAAACACAUGGAACAGCUGCAGACGCUGCAGGAGUCCAGACAGAAACCAACGAUUAAUAGCACGCAGCAGGAGCGAGUAAAGCUGGAGAAGGAGAGGCUGAGGGUGGAGGACAUGAAGAUGAGAUGGACAGAGAGAGAAAAACUCCUCACUCAGACAGACGGACAGAGAGACACAGACACACUGCUGCAGAUACAACAGGAGAAAGAGGCAUUGGACAAUGCAGUCAAAGCAUUUGAGGACUGGGAGUUUAGUGUCCUCGAGAUGGAAAGCGGCGUUGAGGAGGAGAAGACGGAGGGAGAAAACGAGAGAGAAAUCAGCCGAGAACAACAUGCCAUCAACACAGCACAGGAGCGUGUGAGACAGUUGGAGCAGCAGCUGAAGGAGAUGGAGAGAGAAAAGGAAAUUGAAAUGAGUUCAUUGAGAGAGGAGAAGAGAGAACUCCUGCAUCAAACACACCAGAUUUUGAAAGAGAACAAGGUUGUUACUGCUUGGUCCAAUAUCACUGGCUCCGCCUCCAGCAUGGCAUCACCGUCACCACUGACCAACCACAAAGCAGCGCAGGAUGUGUCGAGUUCGACACGGAGACGGAGCUCACACCGAAAAGUCGCGGAGCGGCCGAUGUCAGUGCAGGGACUGAUGAGGAAUCCCGACACUCCUCCUCUUCCUCACUCCAGACACAGACUCAGUAACGGAAAUGCUAACACUAACGGCUUCCACACACCAACUACCAGCAGCUGCAGCUCCCGGGCGGCCAGCCCAAGUAUGCGUCUGGUCGACCUCGUGGAGAUUGAGAGGAAACUACGGGAAGCUAAAGCAGAGAGAGAACGGCUACUGAAAGAGAGGGAGGAGAGGAGACGUCUCACUGUAGAGGACAGACAGAAUGAGUCGGACGACACAAACACACAACACACACACCUGAACACACAACACACACACCUGAACACACCUACACAUAAACACCUGCAGACACAGCUACACACAGACACACUCUCAGAGAAAGAGCCUAAAGAGAGCCACGCCCAGGACUCACCUGAGCCCUUCUUCACUGUGUUGUACUCUGAGGUGUGUGAUGAUGGGCGUGUCCUCCAGCAGCACAGUGUCCCUCUGUUCCUAACGGCGAACUUUGACCUUCGGGCUCAUGUGGAGUAUCUGGGUCACGGCGUUGCGGGGUGUCUGGGCGUUCAGUUGUCGCCACGGCGAUGUUGCGGUUUCCUGACGAAGCGAGGCGGCCGGGUGAAGACGUGGAGGAGGAGAUGGUUCGUCUUCGACAUGGACCAUCGCAGACUGGCGUAUUACACCGAUCAGGAGGAGAGGAAGCUGAAGGGUGUGAUCUACUUCCAGGCCGUAGAGGAAGUUUAUUAUGAUCAUCUCCGAACGGCGACUACGUCUCCUCGGCCAAGCCUGACCUUCUGCGUGAAGACGUACGAGCGUCUGUUUUUCCUCGUGGCUCCGAGUGCCGAGAGCAUGCGCAUCUGGAUGGACGUGAUUGUAUCUGCAACAGAUGAACACAGCCGCUACUGAACACAGUCUCACGCGCACACACACACGCACGCACGUGGAGGAGGUGGUGAUUGGUCUUCCCUGAUGAUGGCACAGACACGGAGUUCACCUCGGGUUCACACUCAACCCAAUCCCUCAGUCUGUGUGGAGAGACUCUGUUAUUAACAUUCGUUCUUCACUGUAGGGAAUAAGGGGACAUGUGGGAUUUGAUAGACAUGGUAGUUUACACACACACACACACACACACACACACACACACACACACACACACACACACAGGUAUGUUUACUCCACUUUUUUCCCUCAGAUCAAACCGGCAUGAACUUUAUAACAGUGUAACAUUCAUACAUAUUGUAAAUGUUUUUAAAAAAAGUUAAAAUAUGGUCUAAUGCAUUUAAUUUGAGGUAUUUUGACCUGUCUGAUGAGCGUCAUAUCUAAGAUUUGAUCAUGCGCCCGACAGGAAGUGACGUGUGGAGGAGGAUCUUGUUCCAGUGUGUUAAUAUCAAUCAGGUUUAUGGGAAUAUGUCAGUUAUAACAUGUUUAUAAGCAUAUGUUCAGUAUGCUAACUGCUAAUUGAGGGUGUGUUAUUUAUCUCUCUCCGUGUGGGAAACCUGCUUAAUUAUGUUUUCUGUUCCUAACUCACCCAUUGCCCAUUGAUUCCAAGUCCAUAACUUACAGAACACACAAUGUUAAUGUUGCACUGUACACGUCAAGAGCACAAUUUACCCAUAAUGCACUGCUGCAGUUUGUGAUGCAGUUUCUUUGUGAGAAAGAUGGGGGCGCUGUGAGAACAGCAGUGAGGCUGCUGCCAUCUAGUGGUCACUUUCAGGGACUGAUUAGAACUACACACUACAUUUAACAUUUUACUUUAUUUAUUUCCUAAUUACAGUUUAGUAUCAACGUUAAGGUGUAAAUGUUUUUCUAUUAAAUAGAAAAAAAUUAAUGAAA